AUGGCCCAGAAAUGCGUGCACAAGGGCUGCGGCAAGAUGUACACCGACCCGGACGAGGUGUGCACGUAUCACCCUGGUCCGCCGGUCUUCCAUGAGGGGCAGAAAGGCUGGAAAUGCUGCAAGCCCAGAGUCCUGACCUUUGACGAGUUCCUCACGAUCCCGCCCUGCACCGAGGGCAAGCACAGCACCACAGACGUCCCGCCCGAGGUCGAGAAGAAGACGGGGGAUGCUGCAGCCGUGGAGGCGACGAACCAAUCUCUCGCCUCGAAACUGUCCGAGGUCCCGUCCAACGUGCCUUCACGUGCGCCCUUGACGCCGCAGCCGGCACCCACUGCCCCGCCCCCUCCGCCAGAGUCCGAGGACGACGAGCCGUCGCUCGAGAUCCCCGACGGCAAGACCUGCAGGCGCAAGGGCUGCCAUGCUACCUACAAGAAGGGACAGGCCCGGUCUGACGACGAGCAGUGCGUACACCACCCCGGCGCCCCCAUCUUCCACGAGGGGAGCAAAGGGUACAGCUGCUGCAAGCGGCGCGUCUUGGAGUUUGACGAGUUCAUGCGGAUCGAAGGCUGCAAGACAUCGCCAAGACAUCUAUUCAUCGGCUCCGGUGAGGAUAAGAAGAAGAGUCCUAGCGCAGAGGAGACGCUGGACACUGUGCGGCACGACUACUACCAGACGCCCAGCACGGUCAUCGCGUCAUUCUUCCUCAAGAAGAUCGACAGCCCCAAGUCAACGGUCAAGUUUCAGGCCCAGACAAUGCUCCUCGAUCUAGUGACGAGCGACGCGACCCCCAAGAGGUACAAGGCCGACGUGCCGCUCUACGGUAAAAUCGAUCCCGAAAAGAGCACGUUCAAGAUCUUUGGCACUAAGUUAGAGGUCAACCUGUCCAAGGCCGAUGGCACGGGCUGGCCAGUCCUGCGCAGCGAUGAUCGGCUGACCGGCGAGAUACUCCAAGUAGGCCGUGCAGGGAAGGUGUAA
This is a messenger RNA of Neoarthrinium moseri, 975 nucleotides long. RefSeq lists its product as uncharacterized. The transcript is spliced from 2 exons. The coding region runs from base 1 to 975 and encodes 324 amino acids. The record is from RefSeq and is a predicted model, not a curated record. NCBI's taxonomy places the organism in Eukaryota, Fungi, Ascomycota, Sordariomycetes, Amphisphaeriales, Apiosporaceae.